UCCCCGCCGCCGCCGCCGCCUCGCCAACGCGCAGCAGCCGCAGCAAGCGCAUCGCCCUCUCGUUCUCAGCUAUGGCGGAGGUGGAGCAGCCGCAGCAGGAGGUGAAGCUCUUCAACCGCUGGACCUUCGAUGAUGUCCAGGUGAACGACAUCUCGCUGAACGACUACCUGGCGGUGUCGGCGAUGAAGCACGCGACGUACCUGCCCCACACCGCGGGCCGCUACUCGAAGAAGCGCUUCCGCAAGGCGCAGUGCCCCAUCGUCGAGCGCCUUACCAACUCGCUGAUGAUGCACGGCCGCAACAACGGCAAGAAGGUCAUGGCCGUCCGCAUCAUGAAGCACACCUUGGAGAUCAUUCACCUGCUCACCGACGCCAACCCCAUCCAGGUCGUCGUGGAUGCCAUCAUCAACAGUGGGCCACGUGAGGAUGCCACCCGUAUUGGUUCUGCUGGUGUUGUGAGGAGGCAGGCUGUGGAUAUCUCACCCCUGAGGAGGGUUAACCAGGCCAUCUACCUCCUCACCACUGGUGCCAGGGAGAGUGCUUUCAGGAACAUCAAGACCAUUGCUGAGUGCCUUGCAGAUGAAUUGAUCAACGCCGCCAAGGGCUCAUCCAACAGCUAUGCUAUCAAGAAGAAGGAUGAGAUCGAGCGUGUUGCCAAGGCCAACCGUUGAGAGGAGCUUGUGUAUCCUGGUGCACUGGAGCUAUUAUUAUGUUGCUGGCGGUUGUUCUGGUUUUUGUUUUACCCAAUGUUUAGACUUUUUGAGACCUAGCCGAGGUUUUGCUUUCAAUGAACAAUGAAAAUUACUGAGAAAUGUAGUUGUUUGGGGUGCCUGGUUUAUCGAACACCAAUUCUUGGUCUAUGC
Messenger RNA from Setaria italica (foxtail millet), 863 nucleotides. RefSeq names its product 40S ribosomal protein S5. NCBI's taxonomy places the organism in Eukaryota, Viridiplantae, Streptophyta, Magnoliopsida, Poales, Poaceae. Bases 72 to 671 code for a protein of 199 amino acids. Gene Ontology annotation, molecular function: structural constituent of ribosome; mRNA binding; rRNA binding. Gene Ontology annotation, cellular component: ribosome; cytosolic small ribosomal subunit. Gene Ontology annotation, biological process: translation; ribosomal small subunit assembly. The transcript has 4 exons. The record is from RefSeq and is a predicted model, not a curated record.